AUAUUGAGGGCGGACAAAGCUAAUGAUCGUGGCUGGAUGAGCCAGUUCUUCUUUGUGCAAAAAGAUUCCCUAGGUUCUGAGGGCGCAUUUCUUGAAGAGAGUUUACACAAAGAUAGGAAGACUAUCCCCUUGAGCUAUGGUCCAGACUCUGAAGGAAGGACUGUCAAAAUUUUAUCUUUAACUACUGCCGAACGGACCUUUGGGAAUCUAGUGGUUGAUAAUGAAGGUAUGUCUCCCACUCCUGACCAUUCUCGGUCCGUUGGAUUAAGGCGCUCUCGCCGUAAUAUUCAGAACGUCCCUGACGAUGCCCAAGAUUCACGCGCG
Messenger RNA from Cuscuta europaea, 324 nucleotides. The record is from the annotation of a GenBank genome assembly. NCBI's taxonomy places the organism in Eukaryota, Viridiplantae, Streptophyta, Magnoliopsida, Solanales, Convolvulaceae.